AUUUCUGAGACCCAUGUGACGCGUGUUUACAUCCUCUCAGCUGUUCUCAGAGAAAACAGCGCUGGAUCUUUAACGCCACUAAAAUAUAUACAUCCCGACAUCCCCGCGUGUAUAAACGCCAGCUCGCCGUACACCUGUUUCUGGUCUGUGCACAUUGAGUCUGACUGAUACAUGGCAUCAUUAAGAUCCCGCUGUACUUGACAAUGGUCUGAAGUGAUUUGUGUCGGACACACGAGCACCCCGACCGGCCGUCCCUGUGGAGAGCCUCUCAGCCACUUCUCAUCUGGAUGUGAAGACCGAUCUAGUUUCCCGUAUCCCACAUCCUCUGCGUUUUCUUUAUUUCUUUUUUGGUUCCGUUCUCUCUUCUUGUGGUCGCGAGGGGAACAUGGGGGGAGCUGUCAGCGCCGGCGAGGACAAUGAUGAUUUGAUAGACAACCUGAAAGAAGCUCAGUAUGUCCGCACGGAACGCGUGGAGCAGGCCUUCAGGGCCAUCGACCGCGGAGAUUAUUAUCUGGACGGCUACAGAGACAAUGCCUACAAAGAUCUGGCGUGGAAGCAUGGCAACAUACAUCUCUCGGCACCGUGUAUCUACUCGGAGGUGAUGGAGGCCUUGAAGCUCCAGCAGGGUCUGUCUUUUCUGAAUCUGGGCAGUGGGACAGGAUACCUGAGCACUAUGGUGGGACUGAUCAUUGGUCCGUUUGGAGUGAAUCACGGUGUUGAGCUGCACAAGGAUGUGGUGGAAUAUGCCAAAGAAAGACUCGAUGACUUUAUUAAAAACAGCGAUAGCUUUGACAGGUUUGAGUUGUGUGAACCUCACUUUGUGGUGGGGAACUGCCUGGAGAUUUCCACAGACAGUCAUCAGUACGACCGCAUCUACUGCGGCGCUGGAGUUCAGAAGGACCACGAGAAUUACAUGAAGAUCCUUCUGAAAGUUGGAGGAAUUUUGGUCAUGCCAAUAGAAGAUCAGUUGACUCAGAUAAUAAGAACUGGUCAGAGCUCCUGGGAGAGUAAGAAUAUCCUGGCGGUGUCAUUUGCUCCCCUUGUUCAGCAGAACCGGAAUGACGGCAGCAAGCCCAAAGCUGUGGUUCUACCCCCUCUGACAGUGCGGAGUCUUCAGGACCUGGCGCGAAUCUACAUCCGCCGAACCCUCCGCAGCCUCACCAGCGACGACUGCGCCAUCCGCAGCAGCACUCAAAGAGCGUCUCAGAAGCGCAAACGCAGACGCUUCCGUCGCCGCCGCCGAAUCAACACUUACGUCUUCAUCGGCAACCAGCUGAUUCCUCAGCCAAUGGACAGCGAGGAAGACGAAUGCAUCGAGGAGGAAAGCAAAGACGAAGAGCGAGAGAAGGAGAAAGACGUCGAGCCGGCAAAACCAGAGGAGCCGCAAGUCAACCAUUUGAGAAUCAAAAUCUUGAGUCUGCCGCUUCCAGAGUCACUGAAAGCGUACCUGCUGUACCACCGCGAAAAAUAACCCGCCGGCUUCUUCUCUCCUCGAUGAUGAAUUAAAGGUGGUGGUGUGUUUCUCAGACUGCUUCUGGUCCUGAAUUUCAGAGUUUUUUCCCUCUUUUUUUUGAUUAUGUAGCAUAAUUUAAACAUUUGCUGGGUUACAUGUGGAAAAGACGUUGGGUUUGGUUGUGCUUGCUGUUUUGUUCUAAUGACUUAGUCAUUUUCUUAUUAAAAAAUAAAAAGUGUUUGUUGAGAACGGAGGACCCGAGGAGGUUCUAGCUCACCUUAUUUGUAUUCAGAAACAGUGAUGCUCAGAAAUGCUGGAGCUGUUUUUCACAGGCUUGUGUUGUAAGACCCAAUAUUUGAUUAAACCAGUAAUGACAGUUUUUUCUUUUGCUUUGAAGAGAGAACAAAAAAUCUCAAGUCAUUAUUUCUGGAUUGAUUUCUGCCUUGGACCUGAGGGGGUUUCGCUGUUUAUAAUGCUAAUGCUUUCCACAUCUCUGGACCGUUUAGUAAAGUUUCAUCUGGAGACGAUUUCUUUGGGCCUGUGUUUUGCAUUUGAAUUUUUUUUUUUACGUUCUAGUCACAUGUGUACUUGACUUGAUAGAUGAUAUGUUUGGUCCGCUUGUCUUUUUAGGGUGAAUCCACCACUCCACCUUCUGCUUGUGAUCAUAACAUGUGACAUCACUGUUUGUGUCGCUGUGUAAUGGGUGAUUUCACACUGUCGUAACACUUGUUUGCAAUAUAUUGUCAGCACAAGAAACGUGUGGCUUAAUUUCAGUUCUUUUGGAGUGUAUAUAGUGUUUAGCUCCAGUAAGUCAUAGCCAGCAACAUACAGUAUGAUGACGGUGUGAAGUGUAAAGAUGACCUAGAAGUAUCUUCCAUUUCUGGGACUUACAGGUUACAGAUGCCCAAUGUCUUUUCAAGAUUUCAAUCACUUUAUAAACGAUAAUCUUUAUACUUAAUAGACAUAUUUAUAAACAAUAAUAAAAGUCAAAUAAAAACUAAAGUCACGAGACAGAUUAUUUUCUAACACCAGCAAAAAACAUUUAUUAUGAAAUGACAUUAGCUUUGCUUUCAAAAUGAUGGAAAGGGAGCCUAGAAGUUUCUAUAUUUCUUAUUAAGACACAUUAGAUAUAAAACCGGACAUCAUCCUGAGCGUCUGUGUAACAUGUUUCUGCAUGAUUAACAUGUUAUGCUUCUGAGAAACAAGCGAUAUAAGCAAAUGCCUGAACCUGAAGGCUCUUAAAUAUUUAUCAGUCGGUCACAUUGCCUGUCGACGCAGAAACACGCUCCUCUGAAUCAUCUGAAGGUAAGAUCUGCAGGGUUUGUGAACGGAAGGGUUGAUGGAAAGUUUCCACAGAAAUCCACGAGGUGCAAUUCCUCUAGACCAGCAUGUUUUUAUAGACGGUCCGUGUGGAUAUACAGUACGGUCUUUAUUCAGUGCCAUCAUGACUGCUUGUAAUUGAAUGCUUUGUUUCUGAACCAUCUUUUCAAUAAAUAUAUUUAUAGCCAA
Triplophysa dalaica is the source of this 2962-nucleotide messenger RNA. It is a transcript of the gene pcmtd1, whose product is annotated as protein-L-isoaspartate (D-aspartate) O-methyltransferase domain containing 1. Lineage: Eukaryota; Metazoa; Chordata; Actinopteri; Cypriniformes; Nemacheilidae. Gene Ontology annotation, cellular component: cytoplasm. Gene Ontology annotation, molecular function: protein-L-isoaspartate (D-aspartate) O-methyltransferase activity. The coding region runs from base 386 to 1471 and encodes 361 amino acids. Gene Ontology annotation, biological process: protein modification process. The record is from RefSeq and is a predicted model, not a curated record. The transcript has 6 exons.